GAAAUAUGAACCAUUUUUCCAUUUCUCUCUUUUUUACACACCAGUAUACUUGUUACUGUUUUCCAAAUAGGCGUUGCCAGAAGAAGAGAAGCGCAAGUACAAGAACAUGAGGGAUGAUAAGCGAGGUGACGAAAAACUUGAUUGUAGAGGAAUACCUUUGGCUGACAUAAAAAAAGAACAGGAGAAACAUAAGAGGAAAAUAGAGGAGAUGAGGAGCUACAUUGCAAAUAAUGUUUCUGUGUUGCAUUCAGGCAAAGCUCUUCACUGUGGUAAGUUCUACAUUGUGAGUACAUCUUACUAUGUGUUGACUGAAGAGGGCCACUAUUCUCCUGCUGAGCUGGGAUUAGUCCAGUUCUCUUUACAGAGAGGGAUUAUCAAGGAAUUCCAUAUGAUACUGAAACCGGUGAUCCCCCUGUCCUACGGUUACAUGGCCCAGGCUUACUCUGAGGCAAACCAUAUGCUCCUUGAGGAAGAGAACACAAGUGGUGAGGAGAAGGAAGAUGUGGCCGUGGCCCUCAAGGAGUUUGUACAGGAAGAGAGUAAUAGGCUGCCUCCGUUAUACACUUUGGAAGAGGAAAUGCCACAGGCUGAUGCAAUCCUUAGUGAAAUAUGUGGACCAGAUUACUUCAGUGUGUAUUCCCUAGACCAGCUGUUCCAGCAUUUUUACUCUGUGACUUUUGUUGACAAUCCCAUACCCUUGAGCAUUGCUUCAGACAUACUGACACACUGUAGCCUGGAUUACCACCCAUCCUUGCCAUGUGGAUGGCACCAGACAUACCAAAAGGAUGCAGGUCGAUACUGCUCCUUAUCUUGUGCAAAACGUUGGGUGUUUCACAUUUGCGAUAACAUGAAACUGUUAGACACCUUUGGUAUAAAGCCACAGGAGGGUAAACACCUACCCCAGCCCAUCCCAGCUUUUGGCACUGUGGUAGAUGUGCCCAGACACACCUUUAAGGAUUGCUCUGUAGAAAGUCGUGGUGCUAGUAAUUCCAGGGUUGACCGAUCCUAUGUAGCUGGUGCCUCCUCACAGCCAUGGCAGGUGGUUAAUACUUCUGGAAAUAGAAGCAAAGGAGUGCAGAAUAAACCCAAGCCUGAACAGAAUGAUGUAGGAUUUUCUUUCACAAGGAAGGCAAAGGUUGAGGCAGCCCCAGCAGGAGCUCCAGCAAGAGCUCCAGUGAGACCCAAAGGAUCUUGGAGUAAUGCAGUUACUUCCUCUUCUCCAAGAGUACCUACCUUGGCAGCCUCCUUCUCUGCUUCAAGUGUAGACACCUCAUGUGAAGAUGACUUCCCUGCUUUGGGAGCAAGGAAUGGAUUUUCAGGUAACAGUUGGAAUGCCCCAUCUCAUAAGAGAGGCCAGAAGAAGAAAUGAUAUAAUGGUUAUUUUAGCGGAUAAUUUUUAGUGGUGAUAAAGUAUACAUUUCCCUAAAGUUCAUCAGGAGGACAGUUAUGCAAGUGAUUUUUUUCCUCUACUUUUAGUUAUGGAAGCUUUAUUUUGUGUAUAGGUGAAGAUUCAUUUUGUUGUAUUGCCUUUUACUCUUGGUAAAAGCAGUUACGUCUUCCAAGAAAUAUUAAAAAAAAAAAAUCCAACUUUUUUUUUUUCUUUGGUUUUGUUUCAUUUUGAUAUUAUUGCUUUAGUGCUGUUUGAUUUAACUUCUUUUCAAAUGUAAGUAUUGUACAAGUUCUGCUCCCAGUAAUUUUUUUAUUUUAUUUUGAUGCACUUUUGCAAACAUGUAGAAAGUUGAAUGGUUUGUGUUGAAUACUUAGAAAUUUAGUCAAUGCUUUGUAAAGAUUAAUUAUGAUUGACUCUAUAUUAAUAAUCAUCUUUAAGAUAAUCAUGGGUUACAAGAAUGAGUCUUGUUUUAAAAUGUGUUGUUUAGCUAAUUUAUAUUACUGAACUGUUACCUUCUGGCAAGAAAGUCUGAUGCCAUUAUAGAUGUGCCAACUAUUUUUAAUGUAAAAAAUAAAGUUCCAUUUCAA
This is a messenger RNA of Penaeus chinensis, 1977 nucleotides long. Its product is annotated as protein maelstrom-like. The record is from RefSeq and is a predicted model, not a curated record. Gene Ontology annotation, cellular component: nucleus; P granule. Lineage: Eukaryota; Metazoa; Arthropoda; Malacostraca; Decapoda; Penaeidae. Gene Ontology annotation, biological process: negative regulation of DNA-templated transcription; male meiotic nuclear division; piRNA processing. The transcript has 10 exons. Bases 107 to 1369 code for a protein of 420 amino acids. Gene Ontology annotation, molecular function: sequence-specific DNA binding.